AUGGACGUCUACAACAGAUAUUGCAACCCUGCUGGUUCAGAUAAUGCAAACGCCUCUGUUGCCUGUGCUACAACUGGAAAGGCGGCGGUCGCGCUUGGUGGAAUAACUGUACAUGCAGCGUUCAGACUUACCAUCAACAGGGAUGGCGGACUGCGGGACAACGAGUUGAACACGUUCCGCUAUGCGUUGAGGAACGUCAGGUGCGUGAUUAUCGAUGAGGUUAGCAUGAUGUCCACGGACAUCCUUCAGAGAGUGGACUCGCGACUCCGCAUCAUCACUUGCAAAUACCUAGAGCCUUUCGGCGGGUUAGACAUCAUCCUCUGCGGAGACCUGCGCCAGCUUCUCCCCGUUCGUGCCGCCGAGGUUUUCGAGCGUGUCAAGACGAACAGUGUGUUUAACACGGAAAUCGCAUGGCACCAUUUGUUAUACUUUGUCCUCACGAAGGUCGUAAGGCAAAGCGAUCUCAGGUUUUACACUAUACUUACCAAAAUUAGAAACGGUGCAGAAUUCGAUUCCGAAGAAAUCGCAUUGAUCGAGAGUCGGCUCGUCACGCAACAACAAGCAGAAACGUGUUGUCCCGGUGGCAUCCGCUUGUACUACUCCAACAAGGAAUCGGACUACUACAAUACGAACACGGCCAUUGCAACCGAAGAUAAUUCUGUGGCAUAUGCGGCACGGGACACAAUCGUUGGAUUCAGGUCUAUGAAGGAGAAAACAGAGGCAAUGCGCAAGGCCGAAACACUGCCCAAGGCCGAACUCGGAAAUCUGCCAGCUAAUAUAAUGCUAUGCAUUGGAAAACCAUAUAUGCUCACACUCAAUGUCGAUGUUUCCGACGGUCUGGUCAAUGGAUCUGUUGGAAUACUCCAAUACAUACAAUACGACACACUCCAAGAGCCGGAACGCAUCUGGCUGCAUUUCGACAUCAACGGGCUCUACCUCACCAAUGUGGACAAUGACUUUACGUUCUACCACGGCAAGCCCAAUCCCGACAGGGCACUACUUGAUGAGUUUCGUCGUCUGCAGUCACACAAACUCCAAACUGUCACUGCUAAGUGCUACGCAAUGAUUGAGCAACCGCACUUGUUCUCAGUCGCCGCGCUUAAUGUUCGCUCUCUGCCGGCGCAUUCCAAGGACGUGCACCACGACCCCAUCCUACGCCAUGCAUCUGUACUUUGCCUCUCGGAAACGUGGAUAGAUCCAAAACAGGCGGUAGAAAUCAUGAACUACCAGUACUGCUGCGGCGUCAGUAGAGAGCACAACAGAGCGGCGGGGGUGACCAUCUACGUGCGUAAAGAUCACAAGGCUUCCUUCAUAACAGUCAAGGACUGA
Ixodes scapularis (black-legged tick) is the source of this 1329-nucleotide messenger RNA. RefSeq names its product ATP-dependent DNA helicase PIF1-like. The coding region runs from base 1 to 1329 and encodes 442 amino acids. The record is from RefSeq and is a predicted model, not a curated record. Gene Ontology annotation, biological process: telomere maintenance; DNA repair. The transcript is spliced from 3 exons. Lineage: Eukaryota; Metazoa; Arthropoda; Arachnida; Ixodida; Ixodidae. Gene Ontology annotation, molecular function: DNA helicase activity.